GCGGCCGGCACCGCCCCGGCACCGCCCCGGCACCGCCCCGGCACCGCCCCGGCACCGCCCCGGCACCAUGUCGGCGUUCGGGCGGCGGAAGGCGCAGCGGCUGGCGCGGGCGGACGGCAGCAGGAAGGGCGGCCUGGACGAGCGCGCCGCCGCCGUGGUGCGGCUGCUCAACGGGCGGGCCCGGUUCUGCACCGCCAGCUCCUGCUCGGGCCGCCUGGUGCUGGCGCAGGGCAGCGCCGCGGAUGCAAACAGCAGUGAGAUCCAGAAGAAAAACUGCACGUGGCUCAUGGUAACACAUGAAACGUGCACCCAAGGUGAUGUGAUGACAGCGCUAGAGAAAGCAACUGGUGAUGCUGUGUUCAAGUUUGAACCGUUUGUUCUUCAUGUGCUAUGUCAAGAGCUGCAAGAUGCACAGCUUCUGCAUUCAGUGGCCAUCAAUUCUGGGUUCAGGAACUCUGGUAUUACAGUUGGCAGAGGAGGAAAAAUUACAAUGGCUGUCCGGAGUACUCAUUGCUUAGAAGUUCCACUGACCCACAAAGGGAAGUUGAUGGUCUCUGAAGAAUAUAUUGAAUUUCUGAUACACAUAGCUAAUCGGAAAAUGGAAGAAAACAUAAGGAGGAUUGACAGAUUCUACAAACACUUAGAGUUAGCUUUGAAAGCGGCUGCCAGUGCAAACGACUCGCCUCCUGAGGAGACGGAGAAGAAUCGCUCUGUUUACAUUCACAGAAGAAAGAGAAAGACCAUUCAAGAACAAGAUGUACACACCUCUCCAAAGGAUCACAAUGAAGAACUGGAGCCUGAGGAUGAUAUAGAAAGCAGUCUUGAUAUUUUUGCUGAAAUCAUGAUAUAGACUAAGGCAUCUGAAAGCAAAUGGCAAACUGAAUAAUAAUUGUAAUGCUCUUUGUAAGAGAUGAAUACUGCUCUGUUCUAAGUAGUAACACUCUCAUAGACAUUUACCAGGAAAAAAAAGAUAAACAGAAUUGUGAACAGGUUUAAUUCCACAGAAGCACAGAGAACAAAACCGUAAAAUGUUUUGGGUUUGUUUUUUCAAACAGCACUGUUGAAUUAACAGUCUUUUACUCUGUCUGUCAGUUAUCACAGAAAUAACUGGUUUGCUACAGCCUUUGCCCACUUUUGCUAUGGAAGCAUUUCACUUCCAAAUGCUGAGUUUAGGCUGCCUGAGUUUUGCUGAGCAGAGAAACUCUAAAAACUGGAUUGUUACCCCUGAAGGUUUUUAAUCUCUGUAGGACCCCUGCAAAACUGCGCACCAAUAUAGGUAGCCCUGUCAAAGGUACAGAGCCAGGUCUUAGUUGGCUGAAGAACAGCACCUGGUGUGGAGGUUAGAACAGAGAAGUAGAGGCUGGUACUGCUCUCUGCCGGCUUCAGCUGUGUGCUCCAGGAUCCCUCCUGACUUGCACCGGGCAGCAGAGUUGAUGCUGUUUCCCCACACUUGGCUGUGUGUCAGGCUCCAGCCCCACUGUGUUGGUGUGUUCUGCUUCCCUUGGCCCGUGGCCACAGUUACUUCGCUUUGCGUCUUUUGGCCAACUCUGUAUGCUGAUAGUUCGUUAGCUCUCUUGCCUGUCAUUCUGUGUGGCCAGCACCCAGCUUCAGUUCCAGCUGUUGAGCCUAAAGUCAACCAAAGUGUCCAGUAAUGGGUUUUCUUACCAGGCUCUGAGCCACUGACAUGCAAUAGAUGUUAACUAUAAAGCAGUGCAAUAGCUUGCGCAUUCCUUUUUGUACCACUGGAAAAGUCACUCCAUGUUUCCUAGUGUAUUUUUCAGAAAAAUGGUGAAUUUGUAGACCUGAGCAGUAACGAAUUCUGAGCCUGCCCUUUUAUGACUGAGUGAUCACUAGCACUGCAAAACAAGACCCUUACUGAAGGAAAUGGUUUCUUUGGUACAGUAACUCCCAGUCCAUGUAGGUCAUUGUUUCCAUUACAUAAAAUGUCUUGGGGACAUUUUAAUUCCACUGUAAAAAUCCGACAUACUAGGUGGCAGCCAAAGGGAAAAGUAAUUGGGGGCUUGAAAUAAGUUCUGAAAGAUCCGUUAGGCUGUGUUUCCAGUAGCUGGCAUGCCAAAACAAAUAAACUUGAGCCUUUUGUGUUG
Molecule: messenger RNA, 2105 nt
Organism: Tyto alba (common barn owl)
Lineage: Eukaryota; Metazoa; Chordata; Aves; Strigiformes; Tytonidae
Gene: TYW3
Product: tRNA-yW synthesizing protein 3 homolog
Exons: 6
Coding region: 68-850 (260 amino acids)
Biological process (GO): tRNA methylation
Cellular component (GO): cytoplasm
Molecular function (GO): tRNA methyltransferase activity
Source: RefSeq, a predicted model, not a curated record